This is a messenger RNA of Anarrhichthys ocellatus (wolf-eel), 3689 nucleotides long. RefSeq names its product tetratricopeptide repeat domain 17 (gene ttc17). Gene Ontology annotation, biological process: actin filament polymerization; cilium organization. The transcript is spliced from 25 exons. Gene Ontology annotation, molecular function: protein binding. The record is from RefSeq and is a predicted model, not a curated record. Lineage: Eukaryota; Metazoa; Chordata; Actinopteri; Perciformes; Anarhichadidae. Gene Ontology annotation, cellular component: cytoplasm; actin cytoskeleton. Bases 24 to 3650 code for a protein of 1208 amino acids.
GCAAAAAUGAGACAGAAAAAAAAAUGGCGGACCUCAGGAAUAUCUGUCCUGAGUCUUUGCCCCGUCGCGUCAACUAUUCGCGAAAAACGUCAUUUCAGGGGAAGCUUUUCAUCUUUCUCUGCGUGCUUAUAGUGGAUUCCGGCGGAGCUACGACCCACUGGGUUGUCACAGAGGAUGGAAAAAUCCAACAACAAGUUGACUCACCUUUGAAUCUGAAGCAUCCACAUGAUGUUGUGAUUUUCAUGAGGCAAGAGACUCGUGUUAACUACCUCAAGACGCUGGAGAAGCAGCUGGUGGCGCAGAAGAUCCACAUUGAGGAGAAUGAGGACCGAGACACGGGGCUGGAGCAGAGACACUACAAAGAGGAUGCAGACUGUGUCAUGGCUAAGGUUCCCCUGGGAGACCUGGACCUCUAUGAUGGCACUUAUAUAUCCCUGGAAAGCAAAGACAUCAGCCCUGAAGACUAUGUCGAUUCCCGGUCAGCUCUGCCCCCGGAUCUAGAAAAGCCUGACUGUGCAAAAGUGUUUGAACUACCUUAUAGUAUCCAUGCUUUCCAGCAUCUCAGGGGUGUGCAGGAGAGGGCGAACUUGACCUCCCCACUGCUCUCUAAGGAGGAUCCCAUUUUUAAUUCACUGUCUGAUAAGCUGGGCCGCAGUGUUGAAGAGGUGGGCCAUCGCGUCCAUCAAGAGUUACUGAGGAAUUCAUCAUCCUGGGUGCUGUACAACAUAGCGUCGUUUUACUGGCGCUUGAAGAACGAGCCUCAGAGGGCGGUGGACUGCGUGGUGCAUGCUCUGCAUUUCUCCCCGAGGGAGCACAAGGAUAUAGCCCUGGUCAACAUGGCCAACAUCCUGCACCGCGCCCAUUUCUCGGCAGAUGCUGCUAUUCUUGCCCACGCUGCCUUGGACCUUACGUCAGAUAUGUUUACCGGCCACUACACCUUGGGCAACAUUUAUGCUAUGCUCGGGGAAUACAACCACUCGGUGCUGUGCUACGAGCAGGCGCUGCAGGCCCAGCCCGGGUUCGAGCAGGCCCUGAGGAGGAAACACUCUGUGCUGUGUCAGCAAAAGCUGGAGCAGCGCCUGGAAGCCCAGCACAGAUCCCUGCAGCGGACACUGAACGAACUGAAGGAGUACCAGAAGCAGCAUGACCACUACCUUCGCCAGCAGGAGGCGCUGGACAAACACAAGCUGCUGCAGGAAGAGCAGAUCCUGCGCAACAUUAUCCACGAGACCCAGAUGGCCAAGGAAGCCCAGCUCGGGAACCAUCAGAUGUGUCGGCUGGGUCAGCAGCAGCGCAGCCUCUACUGCCCCUUCGACCUGCCUGUGCGCUACCACCGAGGCGAUCUGUUCGAGCAUGUCCACUAUGUCCAGUUUGGGGAGGAUGUGUCGGUGGCGUCCAGCGUGGCGCUCGUAUCGGAGCGCAACUCGAACCAGACUGCAGCCACCCCCCAGCUGCACCCCUCUGUGUCCGGAGACCAGGACCCUGCUGCUGCUCUCUGGGGCCGCCAGCAGGAUUACACACAGGACACGCAGAAGAGGUUGUGGCCUCAGAGGACCGACUGUGCCCACGAGUACCCGAGUGUUCCCCCUGCUCACCUGCUGCCAACCUACUACCUGCCCCCUGAGACACAGGGCCUCGGCCCAGUGGCGCUUCUCCUCUACGGGAGCAGCAGUCCUCUGACGGCAGCUCUGCCAGACUGUGGUCCCGUCCCCCAACCAUAUCCAGCCCUCCUGCCCGCCUCACUGGACUGGCCUCUGGAAGAAAAGACGCUUCCAGAUCCCUCUGCCUCCCAGGUACUGCAGAUACGUAGUGGAGGAUGGACGCUGGAGCAGAUCGGCUCCAGAAUAGCUCAAGCUAUGAAACAAGCCGCCGUGCCCCGCUGGCUGCUCCACAAUGAGGCGGCUCUAUUCUGGCGGGCCAAAGGCAAUGCCAGCCGUGCCCUGCAGUGCCUGCGCCAAGUGUUGCGCUCAGCCGCACCCCCCCACCGCCACUUGUCCCUCACCAACGCCGCUAACCUGCUGCUGCACCACGGCUUGACCACCCACGCGCAAACACUGCUGGAGCAAGCGUUGGCUGUCAAUGCAUCGGAGCCCCACUCCCUGCUCAGCAUGGUGAGCGUGCAGUUGGCUAAGGGCAACGUCACAGGUGCUCUGGCUUUGUUCCGCCAGAUCCUGGUGAUGGCCCUCUCCUCCUCCUCCUCCUUCUCCUCCUUUGCUGGCUGUGAGCAGUGUCGCAGCAGCCUCCCUCUGCUGCGCUGUCUGCAGUUCUACCCCUUCCUCUACAACCUGUCCCAGCGACAGCCCUGCUCACAGGGCGCUGCCUGCAGGGCUGAGAAGGACCUCGGGAUACAGCUGGAGGAAUGGGACGCCAGCGAAGACAAGCAGGACGCACCGGCCAUUUCUGCCAUGGAGGACUCCCUGCUCUUUGAGAAGGUUAUCUUGGACACCAACGGGUCAGGUGAAGCAGCUGGACAGCAGCGGGCUUCUCCCUCGGCCUCCGGAGCAGCUCAGAUGCCCACGCCAUUUGGCGGCGGAGGAGGAGGAGGAGCAGAAGGGGAGGAGGAGUGGCAGCUGAAGGAGGACCUGAUGGGGGCUUUUGAGGGAGCGCUGGAUGUCGGGGGCAAGCGCGGGGACCUGCGGGGUAUCCGGGUGCUAAAGAACGACCGCGUCAUGGGCGCCCGUGCCGGUGGCGGGCCCUGCUUCGGAAACUGUGAGGACGACGAGGGAGCCGAGUGGAUCACCUUCCAGGUGAAGCGGGUGAGGAAGGCUAAGGUGGACGGGACGGAGAGCGUUGCGAUCAGUGAUGACGGCCAGAGCGGGGAGUCGCUGCCUGGAGGACACUCUGUGUUGGAGAUAAGCGGGCCGACUAUCCCAUCGCCUGGCCCUGCAGGUCGCUGGAGGGACUACACAAGUCUUGGCUGGCCGGGGCCGGAGGAGUGCCAGCGGACACGAAGGGUAGACCUCACCACUGUAGCGAGCACCUGGUUGGCUGUUUCCGCCAAGAACAUUGACAUCACAGAGCACAUAGACUUUGCCACUCCUCUCCAGGAGCCAGCUGCCGAACCUUUAUGCAACGCCAACCUAGCUGCCAGUAUGCACACCCUCGACCACCUGGCCGGGGUGGCCAAUCGGGCCGCCAUCCACUACACUGGAGAGAGCCAGCUGCGUGAGGUCCUGCAGAACCUCGGCAAAGAUAAGUUCUCUCCUCAGUCCUUUGAGCAGGUGGGAACGCGCAUCGCUAAAGUCCUGGAGAAGAAUCAAACAUCAUGGGUGUUAUCCAGCAUGGCUGCACUGUACUGGAGGGUGAAAGGUCAAGGCAAGAGAGCCAUCGACUGCCUGCGACAGGCCCUCAACUACGCCCCCCAUCACAUGAAGGACGUGCCCCUCAUCAGCCUGGCCAACAUCUUCCAGAACGCUCGUCUGUGGGAGGACGCUCUCACAGUCGCCCGCAUGGCGGUAGAAAUCGCCCCGCACUUCGUCGUGAACCACUUUACCCUCGCCAACGUCUACAUCGCAAUGGAGGAGUUUGAGAAAGCCAUGCGCUGGUACGAGUCCACGUUGAAGCUGCAGCCCGAGUUCGCCCCCGCCAAAGAUCGACUAAGAACCAUUCAGUGUUACCUGCUCACCAAGAAGGAACGCCGUCAGCCCUAAAUCACCGAGCCAGGAACACCCCACCGUCAUGCACACACA